This is a messenger RNA of Marmota monax (woodchuck), 568 nucleotides long. It is a transcript of the gene Retnlb, whose product is annotated as resistin like beta. The record is from RefSeq and is a predicted model, not a curated record. Gene Ontology annotation, cellular component: extracellular region. Gene Ontology annotation, molecular function: hormone activity. Lineage: Eukaryota; Metazoa; Chordata; Mammalia; Rodentia; Sciuridae. The coding region runs from base 107 to 433 and encodes 108 amino acids. The transcript has 4 exons.
UUUCUGAACUUUUUGGUGAGUGAGUCUGCACUGCCAAAAUCCUCUUUGCUUCUCCAAAGAGCUUAAAGAGAUCCAGUACUGCUCCAGGACACUGACUUCCUACAAGAUGAAGCAUACUUCUUGCCUCCUCAUCUUCAUCUCCCUUCUUCAGUUGAUGACUCCGGGGAGUUUUCAGUGUUCCUUAGACUCUAUAGUGAAUAAAAGAAUUCAGGAAGCUCUCAAAGAGUAUAAACCCUCCAUCCCAACCAAGACACUCUCGUGUGUCAGCAUCACAAGCUCAGGAAGACUGUCCUCCUGUCCCGCUGGUAUGGUCGUCACUGGUUGUGCUUGUGGUUAUGCCUGUGGUUCCUGGGAUGUACGGGGAACAACCACAUGUCACUGCCAGUGUUCUGUGAUAGACUGGACCACUGCCCGUUGCUGCCAUCUGGCCUGAGAAGAAGGAGGCCGAGAACCCAAUUUUGUGAUGAUGUCUAUAAUGAAACUGUGAUUCCAACCAGGAAAUAUCAUUUAUUAUAAUACUGUUUCUUGAGCAAUAAGACCAACUUAAAAAAAAAAAAAAGAAAGAAAA